Messenger RNA from Chionomys nivalis (European snow vole), 2463 nucleotides. RefSeq names its product keratin 78 (gene Krt78). Gene Ontology annotation, cellular component: keratin filament. Gene Ontology annotation, molecular function: structural constituent of skin epidermis. The record is from RefSeq and is a predicted model, not a curated record. The coding region runs from base 1 to 2463 and encodes 820 amino acids. Lineage: Eukaryota; Metazoa; Chordata; Mammalia; Rodentia; Cricetidae. The transcript has 8 exons. Gene Ontology annotation, biological process: keratinization; intermediate filament organization.
AUGUCUCUCUCCCCAUGCCGAGCCCAGGGGGGCUUCAGUGCUCGCUCAGCGUGUUCUACUUUUUCAGGGGCUAGAGGCAGGGCUGGCUUCAGCAGCAGGAGCCUUAGCUCCUCUAGGAGAUGCAGAGGAAGCUCUGGUGGGAGGGCCUGGGGAGCAGAGGCCAGGCAAGGGGUACGGUUUGUCCAGAGGAGUGGAGGGUCUGGUCUUUCCCAGUGCCCUCCGGGGGGCAUCCAAGCGGUGACCGUCAACCAGAGUCUGCUGACCCCACUGAAGAUUGAGGUUGACCCCCAGUUCCAGGUGGUGAAGACGCAGGAGACUCAAGAGAUCAGAACCCUCAACAACCAGUUUGCUUCCUUCAUUGACAAGGUGCGCUUCCUGGAGCAGCAGAACAAGGUCUUAGAGACCAAAUGGGAGCUGCUGCAGCAGCUGCAGGGGCACCGCAGCCCUCAGGGCCUGGAUCACAUCUUUGAAGCCUGCCUGGCCCGGCUCAGGCAGCAGCUGGAGGAGCUGCAGAGAGAGCGAGGGGCUCUAGAUUCUGAACUGAAGACCUACCAGGACCAGGAGGAAGAGUUCAAGUCCAAGUAUGACCAGGAAGCUCACAAGCAUGCCUCAGUGCAGAAUGACUUUGUGGUCCUUAAGAAGGAUGUGGAUGAGGUUUUCCAGAGCAAGAUGGAUUUGGAAGGCAAGCUGGAGUCUCUGAGAGAAUACAUCUGCUUCUUGACACGUCUGUAUGAAGAAGAACUGAGACAGCUGCAGACUCAGGCAGAUGACAUGUCUGUGGUGCUGUCCAUGGAUAACAACCGUUGCUUGGACUUCAGUGACAUCAUUGCUGAGGUCCGUGCCCAGUAUGAGGAGAUCACGCGGACGAGCAAGGCUGAGGCAGAGGCUGUGUUCCAGACCAAGUACCAGGAACUUCAGGCAUCAGCCCAGCUUCAAGGGGACAACAUAAAGGAAGCCCGGAUGCAGAUUUCCCAGCUUCGGCAGGCCGUGCAGAGGCUGCAGAGUCAGAUUGCGAGCCUCAAGAUGCAGAAUGACAGUCUGCAGUCGGCCAUUGCUGAUGCUGAGCAGCAGGGAGAGAUGACUCUGAGGGAUGCCAAGGUCAAGCUGGAUGAACUGGAGGAUGCUCUAAGAACGGCCAAGCAGGACAUGGCCCAAAUGCUGCGCGAAUACCAGGAACUGAUGGGCACAAAGUUGUCAUUGGAUGUGGAGAUUGCCACUUAUCGAAGGCUGCUGGAGAGUGAGGAGUGCAGGAUGUCUAAGGAGUACAUCAGCCAGGUCACUGUCUGUGAGUAUGAGGGGACUGGGAGAGUAGGGUUACCUUGGGGUGCUGAGGACCCUGCUGUGACCCUACUGCUUUUCUUGGCAGCCACGGCAGAAGGCAGUGUUGUCCCUGGAGGAGUUGGUGGAGGCCAAGUGGUCAUACCUGGAAGAACUGGAGGACGCCAAGUUGUAAUACCUGGAGGAGAUCAUAGGGGCCAAAUGGUUGUGCCUGGAGGAGAUCAUAGAGGCCAAAUGGUUGUACCUGGAAGAGAUCAUAGAGGCCAAACGGUUAUGCCUGGAAGAGAUCAUAGAGGCCAAAUGGUUGUGCCUGGAAGAACUGGAGGAGGCCAAGUUAUAAUACCUGGAGGAGAUCAUAGGGGCCAAAUGGUCAUGCCUGGAGGAGAUUGUAGAGACCAGAUGGUCAUGCCUGGGAGAGAUCAUAGAGACCAGAUGGUCAUGCCUGGAGGAGAUUGUAGAGACCAGAUGGUCAUGUCUGGAGGAGAUCGUAGAGACCAGAUGGUCAUGCCUGGAGGAGAUCGUAGAGACCAGAUGGUCAUGCCUGGGGGAGAUUGUAGAGACCAGAUGGUCAUGCCUGGAGGAGAUCGUAGAGACCAGAUGGUCAUGCCUGGGGGAGAUUGUAGAGGCCAGAUGGUCAUGCCUGGAAGAGAUCGUAGAGACCAGAUGGUCAUGCCUGGAGGAGAUCGUAGAGACCAGAUGGUCAUGUCUGGGGGAGAUUGUAGAGACCAGAUGGUCAUGCCUGGAAGAGAUUGUAGAGACCAGAUGGUCAUGCCUGGAGGAGAUCGUAGAGACCAGAUGGUCAUGUCUGGGGGAGAUUGUAGAGACCAGAUGGUCAUGUCUGGGGGAGAUUGUAGAGACCAGAUGGUCAUGCCUGGGGGAGAUCAUAGAGACCAGAUGGUCAUGCCUGGGGGAGAUCGUAGAGACCAAAUGGUUGUGCCCGGGGGAGUUGGUGAUGAUCAAGUAGGCACUUGUGACCUCAGAGGCUGGAAAGGCAGCUUUGGGUCUGGAGGCUGCUCUAGCAUCGUCACUGGGGGCUUUGAUGUUCCCCACGGAUCUGGGCGCAGUUCCAGUAUGGGUUCCUGCUCUGUGUCAGGCUCUGGUUUCAGUUCUGGCUCUGGCUCCUGCUGCCGCACUAUCCUGAAGAAGACAGUGGAGUCAAGCCGGAAGACAUCUGUCAUUUACUGA